AUUUGCGCAUACCGUGGAAAAAGGAAUUGCCACAAAAACAAAGUUGUGAAAAGCGGAAAUAACAAGUAGAACAAGCCCAGCCACAAAGACAGAAGGUGUGCCCGGAAUGAGAGUCCAACAGCAGCAUGAUCCGGAGGUCAACACGAAGGCAACCAGCCAUGUAGAGGUGGAGUCACUUUAAAGAUCCGGGAGUAGCAGCAGACACAGAUACAGAUACACACUCCGCCAGAGGAGCAUCGUUGAGCACAACCUGUAGUCCGAGAUGAAAGUGUUCCGGCUGCGUCUGGUGAAACUCCUUCUGCUGGGGUUCCUGCUGGCCAACCUGGUGUUCUUCUAUUACACCUGGAACACACUGCUCUGGCGACGCAUCAGCCGGGCUCUGUCCGGGAGUCCGGGUUCUGAGCCGGAGGACUUGCCAAAGGUUGCCAAGCUGUCGCCCAAGGACAAAGUGCGCAACGCAAACAAGCACAUCCGGAAAUCCAUCACCAUAGUAUUCUACGGUCACUACAACUUCGAGCAGGAUCUGAAGGCCAGCAUCGACAGCAUCCUGGACGUGAUACCCAACAUGCCCAUCCUGGUGCUCCAAGAAGGCGGUGCGGAGUACGCCUACCCACCGGUUAGCUAUGAGAGAAACCUCACCGCCGGAGAGGAGCACACCGUGGUGUUCCAGAGCCUCUCCUUUGACGUGCGCCGCACACGUCAGGAGCUGAAUCCUUUGGCCGCCAUCCGCACCAAGUAUGCCCUUCUCAUGCCGGACAGUGUCCGGCUGAACAGCAAGAACCUCCUGCAGAAGAUUCUCCGGGAGAUCAACUCCCUCGGCCAGCCGGGUCAGCCAAAGGAGCAGCGACCGCCCGUUCCGCCAGAGGAUACAGUGCGACGCAUGGUUCUUGUCCCGUUCGCUGGCAACCUGAAAUCCUUUAGCAGCUGCCUCAAGAUGCAUAUGGACCUGCCCAACUGGACCCUGGAGUUGGUGGCCACCAACGACAGUCGCCACUGCGAUUUGUUCCUCCAGAAACAUGCAAUCCUGCUGGAUGUGGCCGCUCUGGGAGCGAUGCCAGAACCCUUUACCCUGCCCUUCCCGGAGAUGCUCUACAUGCAAGCCAAAAUAGCCAAUCUUUCGACCACCGUGUUCCCGCAGGCGUUCCAGGAGGGUCGACGCCUGUUUGCUUCCUUCCACACCAAACAGCGACGGAUGGAGCUUCGCCGGCGACAGUUCCGGGAGAUGUACAAGAAGCUGCAGAUCAAGCGGAUUGUGAGGAGGACUUACAAGAUUCCGGGCAAGGCUCAGGCGAGAGAGGUGUGGGGCCACGGCCUGGUACUAGAUGGCCAGUUCUCCUCGUCCAAUACCUCGCUGCCCCUGGUCACGGACAUCGAUCUGUUUGGCUGCGAACGCACGUCGAAGUCCUGCAUCGGGAACGUGUACGGCGGCAGGCCCUUCUAUUCGUACAUGGAGAAGCACACACCUCCUUGCUGCCUGGACAAGCUGAGGACGACCUUCAACCAUGUGCUGGAGGAGUUCGAGAACGUGGGCAUCCGCUACUGGCUGGACAAUCACGCCCUGAAGAGCGCCAUCGAAACAAACCAGUUGUCGCCGGAUGCCUAUGACAUCGACAUCAGCUUUAACGUCCAGGAUCUGGAGCGAUCCAACUCGAUGAAGAAGUCGCAGAGCAAACCGUACGUGGACAACGAGGGCUUCUAUUGGAUCAAGGCCACCGACGGCCACUACUUCAGGGUGCAGUUCUCCAAGCCCAACCAGGUGGGCGUCAACCUGCUGCCCUACGAGAUCAGUGGGACGGAGGCGCGGGCCAGUGGCUUCUUCGGCUGGAAGGCUAGCACCUUCUCGGCAGACUUCCUGCAUCCGAUGUCGACCGUCCUGUUUUUGGGGAAGAGCGUCAUGUGUCCAAACAACGUGUUCGAGUAUCUGGAGGCCAAGCACAUCAAGGUGCUGUCCGCCGACGUGGACGUGGAGGAGGAGUGAGCCAGGUCAAAUGAAUUUGGUAAGAAUCUGGCUGGGUUUGUUUGAGGUCAAUAGGUGUAUACUUCUGUCUAGUAACAAUUUUGUAACAUUAUGG
Molecule: messenger RNA, 2072 nt
Organism: Drosophila bipectinata
Lineage: Eukaryota; Metazoa; Arthropoda; Insecta; Diptera; Drosophilidae
Product: ribitol 5-phosphate transferase FKRP
Biological process (GO): protein O-linked glycosylation via mannose
Cellular component (GO): Golgi apparatus
Source: RefSeq, a predicted model, not a curated record